CUCCAUAAGAUCUGCACUUAUCGUCUUGACAGCAUCCUCACAUCGCCUCUUCUCUGGUCUCCCUAUCCUGACUAGACCCGGGAGGAUUUGCCUACUACCUCACUUACAUGUCCCUUGCUGCAACAGAAGUAGGUGGACUUGGUGAUCAGUUUAUACCCACCUCUUCUUGAGCUUAAGCACCAAUUCUUUCCUCCUAAACUGGAUGCUGGAACUCUGCUUACCACUUUCCUUCUCUGGAUAUUUUUUACCCAGUUUGCAACUUCCUUGACAUGCAGCUUGCCCAAACAGAGCACACCUGGAGCUCCCUCUAUGCUGAGCACAAGAGGAUGUUCCACAAAUGAGGCAGAACUACAGAAGAUACUGGGGGUGAAAAACAUCUGCCUCCCUUCAAAAAGAUGCAGUGUUUUACACUGAGCCAGGAGAGUUGGUUCAAGGCAAGGAGAAACAAUGAAAACCAAAUCCCAAACAAGCAGUGGUCACAAGCACUUAUUCCUGAGCUGUUCCCCUAGUUUGCAUGAGAUGGAUCAGCAGCUGUCCAAAUGAAACAAACUGCAAGUAAAGAUCUUUCUGGCCAACUUUCAAGACCAGGCCAGCAGAGAAAAAGAGCAUGACCAUCCCAACCAGGCACUGGGAAUUUCACUACCUGCCACCAAACGCUCCAGGGACCUUACAGCUGACCAGCACAUGCAGCUCUUUGAGUUCUUUGGGUUUGUGGAGAGCCCAAGCACCACAAGAUGUUCAGGAGAUCCGAGUCCACAUGCAAAAAUCUGCCACGAAAGAUGUUUCACCCCAUGGAUGGGUUCAUGCAACAAACACAACUUGCCCCAAGGGCAUGGGGUGCACUCAGGUGUACCUGAGCAGAAGGUGGGUUCCCUGCAGGAACAAACUUGCUAGAAGUUGCUCCAGUUCACGGAAGUGGGUCUCCUCAAUGGCAAUCAGUUAAUUAACACAGAAGGUGGUCAAUUCCAGAGAAUGCAGAUGAAAUUGCAGUUUGCUGAGGGCAAAUCAGAGGGAGAAGAACCUUCACAAAUCUCUGUUGAAGCCAACCUCUUAUAUAACACAUCCAGCUGAUUUCAGAGCCCUUACUUAGGGGGCCAAGACUGUACCCAGUUAUAUGGGUAGUAAAACUGAGGUACACCAAGAUGAAGUUGAUCAAGUUAUGGCAGCAAAUACACAGAAAAAAAAGACCUCAGGACCCUGUGGCCAAGGCACAAAGGUAUUUUGAAGCAAUGAAAGACAGUCUGGGUUUAUCCUGCUGGUCCAUAUCAGCUGAUGUUUGGAAGGGGAAAAAAUCCCAAACUCUACUGUUUCAAUAUAGACUUGUGUGCAAGCCUUUUCUGGGUAGGCUCCAGCAAACACUAUACCCUACAAACCCUGCCCUGCUGUACCCCCAAGCUGAGUGAUCCUAUACUGCCUGGGGAACACAUGGAGCACACAAACACCCUCCCCACCAGGCUGCCUUGUGUGUGCAUAAAAUGCAGACCUGUGUUUCCAUUACCACCUUAGCUCUCCGUCCCCUAUUCACAGAGAAGUACAGACUGCCACUAGCAUUCAGAGUGAAGGCAUUGGGAUGCAAAGCUCAGCUCUGGGCUGGUCUUGAAAGCUCUUCUCUCUGUCAGUGCAAAGUCACCAAUACAUUUGAUCUGACAACCUCAAGCACUCAAGACUGGACAGGCUACCCUACUGGCUCAGGUCUAGGACAGGUUUCCCAGUGCCAAAUGGAAGCAAACAUGCUCAGAAAAGACGGAGACUUGUCACCAGCUUUCUCCAGCACUGUCAGCAUGGGAGUCAUCCAUCCCAAGCAGCAAAUCAGUGCUGGUCUCACAAACCUCUGCUCUGUACCUUUCCUGUGGGGGAGAAUACAAUGCUGUGCAGGACGCAGAAGGAUAACAGGUAUCAAGUGCUACUGGCAUUUCAAGCCACAGGCUGGGGAAGAGCACUUGCAAAGCUUUACAGGAAACCAGCCCAGACUUCAUGGGGACAGGAGCUGCCUGCAGAGCCACUGGCUAGGGCAGCCUUUUCUGCAGCACCAGGCCCAGAGCAUUAACACUCCGUUUUCACUGUUAGGGCUCAGGCACUUUUCCCUAUUAAAGCCCAAUCUAUCCCUGCAAAGCCCCAGCUCUGCUGAACUGACACACAGAAAUGAUGGCUCUUUGGAAGCUGUAAGCAGGAUUUUUUCUUCUCUUUUUUUUUUUUUCUCUUCUCUCCAAAUAUGUGUUGUAUUAGUGAUGAUUCCAAAAAAGAGGGUGGUUUCCAGAAGCACUGAGCAGCUUUGCCGGCACACCGGCUGCAGCUUAGCCCUCCACUCAUUCAGCAGCCACAAACACAACAAAACUGAGAUCGAACAGCAGACUACUAAAGGCCCUCAUGGGUUCAAAACUUGACUGGUCCAGCACUUACACUGACUACAAGAGAUGACUGGAAGCUACAUGGAUGCUGCCUUCUGCAGUCAUCUAACCUGCUCCAUCACCU
Pezoporus occidentalis (night parrot) is the source of this 2472-nucleotide messenger RNA. RefSeq lists its product as uncharacterized. The record is from RefSeq and is a predicted model, not a curated record. The transcript has 2 exons. Lineage: Eukaryota; Metazoa; Chordata; Aves; Psittaciformes; Psittacidae. The coding region runs from base 1476 to 2384 and encodes 302 amino acids.